AUGGCUCAAUUCCGCGUUGCAGUUUCAAGAGCGUUCCUCCAUAACAACCGCUUCUACGGAGAGUUCCCCUCGUGUCUUUAUCAACACUGCUUGCACCGCAUUGACAUCAGCAACAACAGCUUCUACGGCCCAAUGCACACCAACUUCCGUGGCAUGAUUCCGAACAGUGGUGCGCUGCUUAAUAUUGCACUCAACUACUUCUACGGUCAGCCCAUGCUCUUCGCCGACGGCUGCCAGUUCUGCCCCUCGGAAAUCAACCAAACCCCGCUCUCCACCGGCGCACUGGUGGGCAUCGCCGUGGGCUCUGCUGCUGCUCUUGCCCUCCUCCUCGCUCUCAUUGUCGUCGUGAUCUGGCCCAAACAGCGCAGGAGGUGGGCUGGCCUGGACGUGUGUCGCGAGUUCAGCAUGGCUGACAUUCUACGUGCCACGGACAACUGGGCGAGCGGCAACGUGCUGGGGAAGGGGGGCUUCGCCACGGUCUACAAGGGCGUGUCACCCACUGGCGAGCUGUGGGCCGUCAAGCGCAUCAGCCUCAUGUCCAACGACUUUGAGAAUGAGGUGCGGGCGAUGGCAUCGCUGAGGCAUGAGAACGUGGUGCGGCUGCUGGGCUUCUGCCUGCACCAGAGUGUGGAGAGCGGGCGGCAGGAGCAGGUGCUGGUGUACGAGUAUGUGCCCCAUGGGGACCUCAAGCUCCACAUUCACCACUCCAAGUCCCCACUGACCUUGCAGCAGAGGCUGAAACUAGCAGCAGGGGCAGCGGAGGGGGUGGCGUACCUGCACAGCUUCGCGGUGCCCAUCAUUCACCGCGACCUCAAGCCGGGGAACAUCCUCGUGAGCCCUCACAGCCGCGCCAAGAUCGCCGACUUUGGGCUGCUCAAACUGCUCAGCCACGCUGACGGCGGCGACGAGCGCACGCGCGUGGCAGGCACCCCGGGGUACCUGGAUCCGGACUACAACCGUACGCACGUGGUGUCGGAGAAGAGUGAUGUCUACAGCUUCGGGGUGGUGCUUCUUGAGCUGCUGACGGGGCGCAAGCCAGCAGUGGAGGGCACCGACAGCCACAUCAGCGACUGGGCAUCCAAGCAGGUCCAGCAGUACGAGCUGGGAGUCCUCAAGGACCCCACGCUGGAAGCGCCAGAUGAAGCCAUCGUUGAUUUCGCAGACGUGGCGCUCGACUGCCUCAAGAUGCCCGCCUCCCGUCGCCCCUCCAUGCGCGAGGUUGCCCGCCGCCUGCACGGCCUGCUGGCCCAGUACUGCACUGAUGACGGGCCUGAUGAUUCCCAAGCCAGCCCGCGAGUGGAGAGGGAGAGGGCGUUCGUUGGUGGUGGUGGGGAGAACAGCACCAUGGGGUUGUUUGACAGCAGCUUGUGGUCCGAGGGGCCGAUCGAUUGA
Molecule: messenger RNA, 1392 nt
Organism: Closterium sp. Naga37s-1
Lineage: Eukaryota; Viridiplantae; Streptophyta; Zygnematophyceae; Desmidiales; Closteriaceae
Source: the annotation of a GenBank genome assembly